AUGUCUUCCUCCAAUCGAUCCCGUGAGGGGAAAAUCAUUUUAUUCGGCGACCAGACAACUGAGUUCGCCCCAUCUUUGAAAAGAGUCAUUGCAACUGCAAAACAGAGUUCUCCGUUAGUGCGGAAGUUCCUCGGGGAUGCCGUCGAUGUCGUGAGGAUCGAGGCACGUGGAGUCUCUUCCGAUGAAGGACUAGACGUUGAGACCUUGAGCUCUCUCAUUUCUUCUCCAGACGAUUAUGAGAAGUUGGAAGACAGGACUGGAGUAAUUCAAACCGUUCUCACCUGCGUAUCCCGCCUUGGAGAGCUACUUCUUCAUGCGGAACAAGACCCCACAAUCGUGAAUUGGAACCACAACAGCACACGCAUCCAAGCUCUGGGGCUCUGUACUGGACUCCUGCCAGCAGCUGCUCUUGCAGCUGCACAGGACAUUCAAGACUUGGCCCAUCUAGCUUUGCUUAUGGUCGGAGUAGCGUUUCGGCUCCGUAUUGAACUUCAUCGCAGAUCAACUCGUGUGGAAGCGGAGAAUGGUAUCUGGGGAUAUCUUGUGGUGGGACAGACAGUUGACGAGAUUGAAUCCGCGCUGGACGGAUUUCACAAUGCCAAGAACAUACCGAUACACAAGAGAGCAUACGUCGCUGUGGCGUCAGAUGCUUGGUCCGCAGUCUUUGGGCCACCUUCAACGAUGCGAAGACUUUUCAAGGAGUCAUCCUUCCUGUCCGGAGUGUCAGUUUCAGAGUUGUAUCGUGCGAAUGGUGCUGUCCACGCUCCUCACCUUCCGGAGCUUGACAUGAAGGAAAUCAUCGGCACUGAUCACCCUCUUCUGAACCGCCAGCUGUCGCCCAACAUUCAGGUGAUGUCAACGAGCGAAUGCCAGCCCUACAGGGCGACAACCUUGGGAGACCUGCUGCGGCAGGUGCUCUACGACAUCUUGAUCCUCCGUCUUGAUAUGAACGGUGCUACAAAGGCUGUGGCUUCCACCGUGCCAACUGGCUCGUCUGUCCAGCUCGUCGUCGUUGGAGGAUCGAACGCAGUUUCAACAGUCCAGAGCGCCUUGGACGCGCGGAAAGCAACCGUUACGGUUGUCGAUCAAUUCUCCUUGCGCCCAGCACCAGCUUUGCGUAACGGCUCUGGCAAGAUCGCCAUCAUCGGCGUCGGGGGUAGGUUUCCUGGCUCGGAGAGCGUCGACGAUUUCUGGAAAUCACUUUUAGACGCGAAAGAGUUUCAUCGACUUGUCCCCGAAAGUCGCUUCGCAUUGGACGCGUGGCAGCAUGCCCUCGGACCGGAUGCCUCACUUCCGUAUGGCUGCUUUUUAGAUCGGCCCGGGCAGUUUGACGCACGUUUAUUCAACAUUUCGCCGCGAGAGGCCGCUCAGAUGGAACCCAUGCAUCGUCUCCUGAUGCUUGUGACUUACGAGGCGCUCGAGACUGCGGGAUACGCUCCUAAUGCCACUCCAGCAACGGACAAAACGCGUAUCAGCACUUUCUUCGGCCAGAGUUCCGACGACUGGCGCGAUGUGAACCACCAAGCGGGCAUCGACACGCACUACAUCCCUGCAACCGCAAGGGCGUUUGGUGCCGGCCGCCUUCACCACUUUUUCAAGUGGGAGGGUCCUGCAUUCACCGUGGACGCUGCCUGCGGCUCCAGCGCUGUCGCCAUCAGUCUCGCGUGUGCGUCUCUGGCCAGAGGGGACUGCGACAUGGCUGUGGCAGGCGGAGCUAUGCUCGUAUGCUCGCCAGAUGCCAUGGCAGGCUUGGCUAAAGGGGGCUUUUUGUCGCCAACGGGAAGCUGCAAGACAUUCAGAGCUGAUGUCGACGGCUACUGCCGAGGAGAGGCCGUCGCCUCUGUGGUUCUCAAGAGACUUGAAGAUGCUCAGCUUGAUAACGACAACAUCCUGGGCGUCGUUGACGGCUGGGCUCGCAAUCACGCUGCCUACGCUUCUUCCAUUACCCACCCUCAUCAACCCAGUCAAGAAAGAGUCUUCCAGCAAGUCUUACGGGCCUCCGGCGUUCAGCCCACUGAUAUCGGCUACGUCGAGGCUCACGGCACCGGUACCACGGCAGGCGACCUGUGUGAAGUAAACUCGAUUACCAAUGUAUUUGGCGGCAAGCGCACGGCAGACAAUCCUCUCAUUCUUGGUGCCGUUAAAGCCAACGUGGGCCACGCUGAAGCUGGUGCUGCAAUCGUUGCUUUGAUCAAGGUUGCCAUGAUGCUCAAAAACAACGGGACGAUCCCUCCGCAGCCUGGAUUCGAGAACCCGGUCAAUCCGGCCCAGCUGAACCCUGAGUUCCCUUCGCUCGCGAGCCGACACAUCCACGUGGCAAACGGCCGCCAAACCCUCAAGGCGGGCCAAAAGAUUGUACUGAACUGCUUUGAUGCAACCGGAGGAAACACUAGCUUUGUCAUAUCACCUCCACCCGCGCCCAAGGCCUCUUUGCCAAGUCUGCCUGCCAGUAUGGUGCCUGACGAAACAAAAGACCCAAGAACUCACCAAGUCGUCGUCUGCUCCGGGCACACUUUUACGGUAAUGAAGAAGAACGAACGCCGUAUUCUCGAUUAUCUCAUGAAUCAUAAAAAUGACCCUCUGAGGGAUCUUGCUUACACCUCCACCGCCCGCCGCAUGAAGCACCACGCGUACAGGACGGCUUGGGUAGUAACCAGCACGAAAGAGCUGGGCAGAAGACUACUUGAAGACACAAGCAAGACAGAGUCCAACCUCAAGCGUCCCGGUUCCGUUGCCUUCACCUUCACCGGGCAAGGUGCAGCGUACCGCGGCAUGGCCAAGCGUCUGUUCAACACUUCUCCCAGGUUCCGCAAAUCCGUCCUGGAAGCAGAACGUAUUUGCGAGAUAUACGGCUUUCCUUCGGUUGUCGACUACAUCCAAGGUGACGAGUUGACGGGCGAUACACGCCGGCCGCAUAUCAAAGCAGGACAAGAGCAACUCGCCACAGCAGUGCUGCAACUGGGCCUCGUCGACCUUUUGCAUUCAUGGAAUCUCAAGCCGGAUGUAAUCAUCGGCCACAGCCUUGGCGAAUACGCAGGCCUCUGCACUGCAGGGGUGUUAUCCGUCAGCGAUACCAUCUACCUGGUUGGCAAGCGAGCAGGUCUUCUCGGCGAGCACUGUCAAGCAGGGGCUUACUCGAUGCUAGUCUUACCUUUGGCUAGUCAGGAGGCCUCAUCCCUCGCCGCCGAUCACUCGGGCUGCUGCGUUGCUUGCAAGAACACGUCCAGCACGACAGUCAUUAGCGGGCCAACAGAAGCCAUCUCAGCAAUGCGGGACGCUAUACGAAGAGAUCGCGGCAUGGAGGCCAAGACACUUCCCAUCGCCUAUGGCUUUCACUCUGAACAGAUGGAACAGAUCGCCAGCGGCGUCGAAUCACUGGCGCAGAAUGUUCACUUCACGGCACCGAAAACACCUGUAGCCUCAACUCUACUGGGAAGACUUGUAAGAGAAGAGGGCACUUUCAACGCCCAGUAUAUGGCUCGCCAGACGCGGGAGGCCGUGGACUUCGUUGCCGCUCUCGAAGCCACAAGCAAAGGCGAACUUGUCGAUGAUAAGACGGUGUGGGUCGAGAUCGGCCCUGACACGGUGAACAUCCCCAUGGUACGCAAGACUUUGGGCGCUCCGGACAAGGACAGGUUCUUGCCUACCCUCAGCUCUGGCAACGAAGAUUGGGCGGUCCUAGCCAACCUCGUAGCUUCUUGUUAUUGUCGAGGGUUGGACAUCGACUGGCAUGCCUACCACAGAGACUACGAAUCGUCCCUGCGACUUGUUGAGCUCCAUAACUAUGCUUUCGACCUGAAGGACUACUGGAGAGCGUACGUGCAUCCGAAGCCCGAGCAGACCAUCGUCAACGGCAGCAAUCCUACUACAGCCAUGUCAGGCAACGGAGUACCGAACAUGCCGUACUUGACACCGUUUCUUCAAUACCUAACUCACGAAUCUGUCCAAGCAGACGGCGCCAUCCAAGCAGAUUUUGUGUCCAAGAUGAUUGCCGCAGCCCAAGGCCACCUGGUUGAUGGAACGCCCAUCUUUCCCGGAUCUGCUUUUUGUGAAAUGGCCUACGCUGCGGCCGACUACCUCAUCCCAAAACAUCAGAAAAUGUCCGAGAAACCUCACAUCUCGUCGCUAAUGAACCGACCUCUCAUUAUCAGCACGUCUAAUGACGACUCAGUUGUGCACACUACGGCCGUCUGCGACAGCCACGGCGUCCAGGUCAAGUUUAGUGUGACUUCCGGGCCGGACACCAAUCCCCUGGGACAAGUGUGCAUUCGCUAUGACCGCGGCGCCGCUUUACAAACCAAGACAGGACCAACAUCCCUUUUCCUCGUCAAGGCGCGGAUGAACGCCGUCAUCCAAGCAGUGAGGGGUGGAGAAGGCCAUUCAGUCAUCUACCAGCUCUUCGAGAGGUAUAUUGGCUACGGCCCGGGAUUCCAAGGGAUAGAGGAGUGUUUCCUCAGCCAGGACAGGACCGAGGCCGCUUGUACUGUUCGCCUUCCGGCAAGUCCGUCGGCUACAGGCGAGCGCGAUGCCUUCAACAUGUAUUGGCGAUAUAUGCUGAACGGGCAUCCCGACGGUCCCCCUACGGAGGCUAACAUCGCUGUUGCCGUCAAGGAGAUCCUGUUUGAGGACAACCUCAAUUCUACGGACACUUUUCAGGUUUACACACAUAUGCAUCCGACGGAAAGUGGCUUCAUUGGGGACGUGUAUCUUAUCGGUCUCUGCUCUGACAUGGUUUACAAAACGGUUUCUCCCCGACGCGCGGGAUCUAAGACCAAGAAACCUGCCACCCAGAAACAGCAAGACGUGGCCGACUUGCUUCUCGAACUCAUCGCAAAUGAGACCGGGUGGCCAGUUGAGGUCCUCGAAGACAACACGGAACUUGCAGACAUGGGUGUUGACUCACUCAUGAAUAUCGUUCUCGUCUCCAAGAUCCGAGCCGAGAAGGGCAUCGAGAUCUCGGCGGCCAAGUUUCGUCAGUGCUUUACCGUGGCCGAUAUCAGAAACGCAUUCGGAAACAGGGCUACACCGCCGCCAGCCGUCGAAGCCGCCGUUGCUGGGCAAGCCAAGACCGAGACGGGUUUCGUUGAUGAGAUCCCGGAGAUCGCCUUGGACAGUUCGGGUGAUGAGGGCUGGGGAAGUGAGACAUCCUCUUCACCUGUCGACGGUCCAGUGAUUAUCUCUCGCCAAGAAUCGACCGACACCGACAUGUUCAUCGUGGACCGGAAGAGCGCAGAAUCGAUAGAAUCUGGCUUUAACCAAGAUGGCAAAUACGUCGUCGAGGACUUCCUGAUCCAAGGCGAAGCGAAGGAAGGAGUUCCUUAUCUCUUCCUCGUCCCCGACGGCUCCGGCUCGGUGACAUCCUUCUUUCAACUUCCCCAGCUCAGCACCAACCUCUGCGUAUACGGACUGCAUUCACCUUGGGUGAAGGAGCCAGAGGCGUUCACUUGCACGAUCGAACAAGCGACCGAACUCUACCUGGCAGCCAUCCGAGCCCGCCAGCCCCACGGACCGUAUCUUCUAGGGGGUUGGUCCUCAGGCUGCGUCUUCGCUUACGAGUCAGCCCGUCUACUGCUUGAGGCUGGCGAGGAGGUUCUCGGCCUCAUCAUUAUUGACAUGCACUGCCCCCGGCCCUUGCCCGAGUGGAUCGACACGACACGCGGGCUCUGGGAGUACUGGUGCGAGACGACGGGUCUCAACAAUGUCUUCGCGCCGCUGCCUGACGGCGCGGACCUGGAGGCGCACCUCAUCAGCAACUUCCGCGCCCUCAACAAGUACCAUCCGAAGCCCAUGGCGUCAGGGAAGAGACCCAAGCACGGCACGUUGAUUAUCUGGGCUAAAAAGGGCAUGGGUAAUGGACUGAAGAGAGAGGACUAUGGCGAUUUCCCUGACCCGCUCGGGCUGGGGGAAUGGUUCUGUUUUGAUCGGAAUGAUUUUGGUCCCAACGGUUGGGAGGAGCUGGUUGGUGACCAGAUCAAUUGUGUUGCCAUUGACGGCCAUCAUCGUUCCAUUAUGGUGCCGCCAGAUGCAUACGAGCUCGUGAAAACCAUCGACGACGGUUUAAGAAAGUUCCUUGCGUAA
This is a messenger RNA of Colletotrichum navitas, 6078 nucleotides long. Its product is annotated as polyketide synthase. Gene Ontology annotation, molecular function: fatty acid synthase activity. Gene Ontology annotation, biological process: secondary metabolite biosynthetic process; fatty acid biosynthetic process. Bases 1 to 6078 code for a protein of 2025 amino acids. The transcript is spliced from 13 exons. Lineage: Eukaryota; Fungi; Ascomycota; Sordariomycetes; Glomerellales; Glomerellaceae. The record is from RefSeq and is a predicted model, not a curated record.